AUGCAUAUCGAACGAUAUGAAUCGAUAUCAGCCGUGCUAACAAAUGGAAAAGUUUUAAUGAUUGGUGGAGCUAAUAACCGUGGUAUUCUAAAUAGUACUGAAUUGCAUGAUCCAUUGUCAGGAACGUGGACAAUUGUUAAUAGUAUGAAUGAUAUACGAUUUUUGCAAGCCGUAUCUGUAUUACUGGAUAGAAUAGUGUUAGUUACUGGUGGAGAGGAUGCUUGUGUUGGCCCUCUAAAUACUUCUGAAUUGUACGAUCCAUCAACAAACAUGUGGACAACCGAUAGUACCCAGUCAGACAAACCUUUGAAAAUAACGCGUUAA
Messenger RNA from Rotaria socialis, 324 nucleotides. The record is from the annotation of a GenBank genome assembly. NCBI's taxonomy places the organism in Eukaryota, Metazoa, Rotifera, Eurotatoria, Philodinida, Philodinidae.